Molecule: messenger RNA, 2014 nt
Organism: Ipomoea triloba (trilobed morning glory)
Lineage: Eukaryota; Viridiplantae; Streptophyta; Magnoliopsida; Solanales; Convolvulaceae
Product: probable serine/threonine-protein kinase PBL26
Exons: 5
Coding region: 512-1741 (409 amino acids)
Biological process (GO): protein phosphorylation
Molecular function (GO): ATP binding; protein kinase activity
Source: RefSeq, a predicted model, not a curated record
ACUAAGCAAAUUCCCGUAUCCUCUCUUUCUCUCUUCUUACCCUUCACCUGAGCAUGGCUUCCUCAGAUUGUUAAACGCUCUAAAUAUAUAUUUUAUAUAUAUAUAGUAAAUGCCGAAUCUUUGAAUCCUGGUUUUUCGACGAUACAUUUCUUCUCUGUCGUGCGUAGUUCAUGAAUAUGCAUGCAUGUGUAUACAUAUAGACCACUGCAUAUUGCAUUGUUCAAAGAUCAUCCGUUUUCCAGAUUAUCUUUUCAUCGGAAUUUUUGAAGGUGGUUGUUUCGCGAUUGAUUUUAGAUUCAAGGAUUAGACAUCGAAGAAUCGAGUUUCGAUCUGAUUAGGCAUUACCUGUUUGGAAUCGAAACGAAUUGAAGGGGCUCCAUCUCGAAGGCAGCGAUUGUAGGGUUGAUCUUUCUGAUUAUAAUACGGAACCGAGAUCGAUCAGAGACUACUUCAUAUCGUUGGUGGGAUUUGAUUUUGAUUUUGAUUUUGUCGAUCUAUCGGUUCUGGAAACAUGAGCUGUUUUUCGUGUUUUGUAUCUCAAAAAUGGAAGGCUUCGAAGAGGAUAAACAGCAAGAGAAAUGGGGUUUCGCCGGCUGACGAUUGUGCUCAUAGAAAUCGCUCUCCCAAGCCGCAGCCGCCGCCUCAGCGCGGGGAGACGACGAAUCAGAAGGGUAAUAACGAUGGAGGCAACUCCAACAUUGCAGCCCAGACUUUCACGUUCAGGGAGCUGGCGGCGGCCACGAACAAUUUCCGGCAAGAAUGUCUGAUCGGUGAAGGGGGAUUCGGGCACGUUUACAAGGGCCGUUUGGAGAAGACCGGCCAGAUUGUCGCAGUGAAGCAACUCGACCGUAACGGAUUGCAAGGAAACAAAGAAUUCCUCGUCGAGGUCUUCAUGCUCAGCCUUUUGCACCAUCAACACCUUGUCAAUUUGAUUGGAUAUUGUGCAGAUGGAGAUCAGAGACUUCUGGUUUACGAGUACAUGCCAUUAGGCUGUCUUGAGGACCAUUUAUUUGAUCUUCCACCAAAGCAAGCUCCAUUGGAUUGGUUCAAGAGGAUGAAAAUUGCGUUACACGCAGCUAGAGGCUUGGAAUAUUUGCACGACAUGGCUAAUCCGCCGGUGAUCUACCGAGACCUGAAGUCCUCAAACAUCUUGCUCGACAAGGAAUUCAAUGGGAAGCUGUCUGAUUUCGGGUUAGCCAAGGUCGGACCUGUUGGAGAUAACUCCCAUGUUUCUUCCAGAAUAAUGGGGACAUACGGCUACUGUGCGCCGGAGUACCAAAGAACCGGCCACCUAAGCAUCAAGUCCGAUGUUUAUAGCUUCGGAGUUGUCUUGCUGGAAAUAAUCACGGGAAAGAGAGCCGUAGAUCCUUUGGGAAGAAGCCCUGAUCAAAUGCUGGUUAACUGGGCCCACCCUAUUUUUAAAGAUCAGAGCAGAGUGUUCGAACUACUUGAUCCAAAACUGAAAGGGAAAGCGCCGGAGAAGAGCUUUAAGCAGGCAGUUGCAGUGGCGGCAAUAUGCCUGGAAGAAGAUCCGGAAGUGAGGCCAUUGAUGACCGACGUGGUUAGCGCUCUCAGCUUUCUCUCUGAAGGGCUGCAAGAAAAGGGAUCGGAUUCCCCCGCCGCCGCCGCCUCGCCGCCAGAGCAAGAAAGCCGCGACAACGGAGUGUCUGCAGAAGAACGCAAGAGAGCAGUUGCAGAAGCCAUGGAAUGGGGCGCCAAUACAAGAAACCAAAAAGCGUGAGAGAGAAAUGAAAUCUGAGGGGUUGAUAUAAAUUAUAAUAAUCUUGAGGGAGGUGAAGCCAUGCAUGCAUGACGUACUGGUUAUGUGCUACAAAUUUCUUUGGUUCCCGGCCGGCCUUAUUAUUCUGCCCGCUAUUCUUCGUCGCUCUUUGUAACUCUCCAACGUCGAUCGCCUUUGAUUCAACUCUGAUCUCUGUGUGUUUAUAUGUACGCUUCGGAAGCCUUCUGUAAUCAUAUUCAUACACAAAUAUAUAUAUCAUUCUUUCUAUUUCAA